AUGUUAAUGGUCUCAACACUUGAUCAACAUGACGCGUAUACAUACGUUGAGCCUGUCAAAGUUCUUGACGAUGAAACUCAAGUAUUGCACGAACCUCAUGAUGAGGAUGUGACGAUCGAAAAACGAGAUUCAAGUGUGACUGUUCUCAGUAGUGACGGUGAAGCACUGACUGGAGAAGAUCGAGAACGUCUUCGAAUGAUACGUGAGCGUGUUCUACGUGAAGCUUCAUCUCGUGCACUAUCGUUUCAACGUGCGACGACAGUUGCUGUACCUUUAACUGGUUUUUAUCGGACUCAAGAUGAGAGUCAGAUUGAAAAACAUGAUACAAUGGAAUCAACACGAACACUUCGACGAUAUAAAAGCUGGUCUGGUUCACCACAACGUGAUGCUGCUUUAGAAGCAAUUGAAACACGUCAAGUACGUUUUCGCUUCUCAACGGCUGCAUCUGCACGUGAGAUUGUGCGAGAAAUGUACUCACAUCGACUUUGUGAAUUUCCAGAAGAUUGUGUUUUAACUGCACGAAUGGAAAUGCAAUUUGGGUCAGUUUGGCGUCAUAUGACUGUCCAUGUGAAUCGUGAUGGAAUUACAUGUCAACGUAUCUCGCUUUUUCGAAAGAAAAGUAAAGAAAUGGUCAUUGCCAAAGAUGAUGUAUUAACUGCAUCAUUGACACAUGGAAGUAAAACAAAUGUGAUUGUGGAAUAUAUGCUACCAGGACGAGGAAAAGAACAUCAUCGAUUAAUGCGUCGAUAUGGGACAGUAACACUUCGAUUCCAUGAAGAAGAAAUUGCAGCCAAGUUUAUUGCGUCUGUGCAGCGUUAUGUCAAAUGGAUGGCACGUGUACCAGAGAGUGCUACACGUCGAAUUAAAGUCAUUGUGAAUCCGUACUCUGGACGACGUCGUGGACGUCAGAUAUGGGAACAUUGGAGACCAUUAAUGGAACGUGCUGGUAUUCAAUGUGAUGUCGAAGAGACACAAUAUAGUGGACAUGCACGUGAUAUUGGAGCAGCUUUUGAUCUUAGUCUUAAGUAUGAAGCGAUUGUAUUUGUUGGAGGGGAUGGUACAGUAAAUGAAUUCAUGAAUGGUGUGUUUUCUCGAGAAGAGAGUGUAUGGCGUACGCUAGUUGCGACUACACCCGUGUCACUCCUUUGUGCUGGUACAGAUAAUGCUUUUGGUAAAGGUGUAGGGACUCCAACACAUGCAUCGGCAGUCUAUUGUAUUAUCAAACGUAAGAUUCGACCAUUGGAUGUCAUGACGUGCGAAGCUAAUAAUGAAGACGGGACUACGCGUUUAGAAUUUGCUUGUACCGGUGUGAGCUAUGGAAUUGGCUCAGAUAUUGCAGUUGAAUCUGAAGCAACACGUUGGCUGGGCGUACAUCGUUACUUUUAUCUCAAGGUCAAGCGUGGCUUGAUUGCACCACACAAACACGAGGCAAAGAUUAGUUACGUGCUGUCAGACAAUGUACCCGUGGAUCCCAAGACGGGGAAACAAAUUUUACGUACAUAUUACGAAAUUAUGGACGACACGGCAGAAGACCAACAUCAUGUGGAACGCUGUAGUGUUUACGAUGACUCGGACCCAUCUACAAAGCAAUGGAAGGGCGAUGCAGAGUCGAUUUUUCAUCCUGCUCGUGAAGACAAGUAUGCAGGCAAGUGGCAGAGUAUGUCAUCCGAACUUACGUCUGCUGGUGGUUCGAAUGUAUACUUUGAGACAAAGUACUCGCAUCCUUCGGAUGGUAAUAUGGAUCUCAUCUACUCUCGGAAAGGUAAUUUAUUACAAACUGCUGAGAUUGCUGUACGCUAUUUAAGCAAUACCUUCCUGAAAUCGGAACUUGUGGGAUAUCACAAGGUGAAAGCGAUGGUGAUUGAACCUAUUGUUGAGGAUGUCUUGAAUGUCGAUGGUGAAGUAUUUGCUGGACCAGGUCCAUUUCGCAUUGAAGUCGCGCUUGACGAAGAGGAAGCAGGAGCUCCUAACGUCCUUUACCAUCUGGUCGACAGCAGUGACAAGGGUUCGCUCUCGCGGCAGAGGCCGAUCCCCCUUCUCAGUGACAGGCUUGCAAUCGAUAAUUCCUCUACUAACAAGUCUCAAUUAUGUCGUGUCCCGCGUGGUCCACCAUCUGCACCUGGACGUACCUAUAGCAACGGUUCGGAUUACCAAGCACAACCAUCUUGGCAAUCAAAUGGAAAUGUUCCUCCGGCACCUGCAUCAGCAGAUUAUCAACAAUCAAGUCAACGUGCAGCUGCUCUUCCAUUUUCCCAUCCACUUUAUGCAAUGGAUAACGAAGGAAUGAUUCAUUUAAAAGCUACGGGCAAAGGUCUUGAUGACUCGGACUUGGCAGUUCAUCAAGAUGAAAUCAUUAAUACUGUUGUCAAAUAUGUUCAAGAUUCCAUGCGAAAAGAAUUAAGUUUUACAGAAGCAUUUAUUCCUGCAACCAGUACAUCGGAUACCCCUGUGAAAGCUAAUGUCUUUGUUUCUCGAAAUUACGAGACGUGUAAGAAACUAUUAGUUUUUGUAGCUGUCAGUCGUGGCUUGUAUCCUGGUUUAUGGAGUCGUGGUCUUGUAUUACAUGCUGGUGUGAAAAGUGGAAGUAUGCUUGAAUACUUUCGUAAAGCCAUUGAUGAAGGUUAUGGUAUCAUUGUUGCAAAUCCAAAUAAAAAUGUCAUUGUUCUACGAGAUGGAAAACAACGAGUACAAAUUCCAGGUUCAUCAAGUCCAGAAGAACAUAUGGAUUCUCUUUGGGAUUCUUACAUUGCACGAUCGGGAGCACGACGAGUGUAUUUCUUAGGUUACUCGUAUGGAGGAGUAUUGAUUAAAUACCUUCUUCAAUCGCGUGGAGAUCAAUUGAUGCGUCGAAAUGGUGCAAUUGCUUUGAUUGAAUCAAGUCAUCGAAUUGAAGAUGGUGAUUCGCAAUCUGUCAAGUCGAUUUUGGCACAUCGUACAAUGUAUUGGGAAAGUAAUGAUCAAUUGUUUCAGACAAAAUUAGAUGGUGAUGCACCACAUCGUACUGGUUGUACGUGCUUAUCUGCUGGUCGACCACCACGCGCGCAUGCGAAUCAUUACUAUGUGACAGCUUUUUGUAUCAAUAAGAUCCAAGAUGCACUCUUUCGAUUCUUAGAUACACGUGAUGCUACAACAUAUGUCGCGGGUGAAAAACCAGUAUCGGAACCACCAAGUUCAGCUCCAGUACUUGGUGGGAAUGGUACAAAUGCUACUGUUCCUCAAUUACAACGUCAAGAAUCAAGUCGACGAGAGGCAAACAAUUCCAAAAUGGGCAAUAGUGAAAAACACUGUAAUCUCUGUCUCUUUCACUUUACUCUCUUUGAUCGUCGUCAUCAUUGUCGAAUGUGCCACCGUGCAGUUUGCAAUGCUUGUUCCCGAGAUCGACUAUUUCUACCGGGUUCCAGUACAGCACAACGUGUAUGUACUGAGUGUGCGACUGAGGGACCACGUACGAAUCAAGCUCCGACGCAGCCACUUCCAACAUAUCCACGUCUUAAUCGAACGGCAAGUGAUGCUGUCACCGCGACAAACUUGUCAACGGAUAUGUCGCAAGCUCGUAAUCGAUCUGAUACGCAAAUGUCGAAUCAAGGACGAUCAGAAUCGAAUGCUCAACCGCCACAGAAUUCAAAACUCAGUGUUGAAGACUUUGAUCUGCUUAAAGUCAUUGGAAAAGGCGCAUUUGGAAAAGUGAUGCUCGUGCGUAAGAAAGUCCCCGAUGGAGCAUCGAAUCCAAAUGCCAUUUAUGCCAUGAAAGUGUUGAAAAAAGCUUCCGUGUUUGCAAAAAAUCAAGUGGAACAUACGAAAUCUGAACGUCGAAUUUUACGAGAUAUUGAUCAUCCUUUUGUCGUGCGAUUGCGCUAUGCAUUUCAGAAUGAAGACAAAUUGUAUCUUGUGAUGGAUUAUUACAAUGGUGGCUCCUUGUUUUUCCAUUUGCGAAAAUCCCGAAAAUUUUCGGAAAAACGAGCACGAUUUUAUGCAGCUCAAUUGCUUAUGUCGAUGUCUCAUCUUCAUGAACUUAAUAUUGCGUAUCGAGACUUGAAACUUGAGAACAUUUUGAUGGACGAUAAAGGAUUCAUUGCGUUAACGGACUUUGGAUUAUCAAAAGAAAAUGUUGAUGUACCUGAUGGUGCCAAAACAUUCUGUGGAACAGCUGAAUACAUUGCUCCUGAGUUACUGAAAGGUCUACCGUAUGGAAAGGCAGUCGAUUGGUGGGGAUUUGGUACGCUUUUGUAUGAAAUGAUGACAGGACAAACACCAUUUUUUGAUCGAAACCGAAAGCGCAUGUUUCAUAACAUUUUGCAUCGCGAUGUUGUUUUUACGCAAGCAUUUUCGGAAGAUGCAAAGGAUCUUUUGACUGGAUUACUUCGUCGAGACCCUGCAAAGCGAUUGGGCUCUGGUCCAUCUGGUGUACAAGAGAUAAUGGACCAUCCUUUCUUUGCUAGUAUUGACUUUGACAAGUUACUGAAACGAGAAAUGGAACCACCGUUUAAACCUGUGGUCAAUAGUGAAAUGGAUACGGGCAAUGUCGCCAAUAUUUUCACACGUGAAAUGGCUCGGGACUCGCCUGUAACUCAAGAACUCGGGGCGACGCAUCGAGCUCAAGCUCACUUUGAUGGGUUUACAUACAUGCCAGGGAACGAACACUUGAACUAA
Messenger RNA from Plasmopara halstedii, 4650 nucleotides. Its product is annotated as agc akt protein kinase. Gene Ontology annotation, biological process: protein phosphorylation. Gene Ontology annotation, molecular function: metal ion binding; ATP binding; protein serine/threonine kinase activity. The transcript is spliced from 5 exons. The record is from RefSeq and is a predicted model, not a curated record. Lineage: Eukaryota; Oomycota; Peronosporomycetes; Peronosporales; Peronosporaceae. The coding region runs from base 1 to 4650 and encodes 1549 amino acids.